AUGAGCGCCGCCGCCAACGAUCACUUCUGCCCCUACAACUACAUCCACGGGCCUUUUAGCCUCGGAACAUGCAGAGAGCGGUGCCCCCCGGGGAGGCACCCGCUCUUGCUGGCCUCCGCCUCCGGCUCUGGGAGCCAACACCAGCUGCGCCGCCUCGUGCGCGUGACCAACGUGCCGCUGAGCGUGAUCCCCGGCGAGCACGAGUUGCGCGGGCUCUUCACGCGGUUCGGGCCGCUUCUCAUGGGCGACUUAACGAGCUCGAGGAGCCAUGACCCCGUGGGAUUCGGGUGGGUCGCGUUCGAGAGCCGUGAGCACGCGGAGGAGGCAAUCAACAAGCUCAACGGCCACCUCGUCGGUGACCGCAGGCUCCGAGUUGACUGGGUAUAUCCACGCUGA
Triticum dicoccoides is the source of this 396-nucleotide messenger RNA. Its product is annotated as eukaryotic translation initiation factor 3 subunit G-like. The transcript has 2 exons. The record is from RefSeq and is a predicted model, not a curated record. Gene Ontology annotation, molecular function: RNA binding. Lineage: Eukaryota; Viridiplantae; Streptophyta; Magnoliopsida; Poales; Poaceae. The coding region runs from base 1 to 396 and encodes 131 amino acids.